AUGCUGAAAUUAAUUAUUAUACUAAUAAUAUUCUCUUGUUAUUGUUCUCCUGUCGAUACCAAUGACGAUAAAUGUGGGAAGGAUUUAAAUUUAGUAGAAAAAUUUUUUGAAUUUUUGUACAACGAUAAGGGAAUAAAAGAUGAAUUUAAAUCUAUUCUUCUCAAUAAAUAUUCAAUAUUUAUAACUAAAAUGGCAAAUAAAAAGGCACGGAAAUCAAGGAAAACAAAGGAGAAAAAUUUAAUUGAGGAGAACGAUAAAAAUGAUUCCCCAAAGUCUUCAGGGACGAGCAGUUUGAAGUUGAUGAACACUGAAGUUGGUAAUAAUGAGAGGAAUUAUGAGGGAAGAAAGGAGGUACAAAUAGUACAGACGUUUAAUGAAUUGUUGAAUAAAAACAAAGUUGAUAAAAAUGAUUCCCCAAAGACUUCAGAUGCGAGCAGCUUGAAGUCGCUAAACGAUGAAAUUGGUAAUAAUUUGGAGAAAAUUGAGGUGCAAAAAGCAAAGACGUUUACUGAAUUGCUUAAUGAAAAUAGUGAUGAUAAUAAGGAGGCUGAACACCCCACAGAAGACAGGAACAUAUUGGAGUUGGAGGGAAGGACUGGAUGGAUUUCCCCUGAAAGUUCUUCAAAACAGGCUAAUAUUGAUAAUUAUAAAGAAGUCGAACCAACACCAGAAGGUGAUGUUGAUUUGGCUUUUAAGGCACACAAAGCGCAAAUACUCGAGGAAUUGUUUAGAGAUGAUAUUGAUAAUCAUAAAGAGGCUCAACACAUACCGGAACCAGCCCAAGAAAAUAGCAAAGGAGUGGAGGUGGUUGACUUGACCUCAGUUCCGAGCCCUUCAAAUCAAUCGCCAAAUCAUCUGCCAGACAAUGCCACCAACGGUGCUUUUUAUUUUAUCAACUAA
Molecule: messenger RNA, 900 nt
Organism: Meloidogyne enterolobii
Lineage: Eukaryota; Metazoa; Nematoda; Chromadorea; Rhabditida; Meloidogynidae
Source: the annotation of a GenBank genome assembly